Molecule: messenger RNA, 660 nt
Organism: Macadamia integrifolia
Lineage: Eukaryota; Viridiplantae; Streptophyta; Magnoliopsida; Proteales; Proteaceae
Exons: 1
Coding region: 91-642 (183 amino acids)
Source: RefSeq, a predicted model, not a curated record
CUGCAGAAGAAGAUCAGAUAAUGGCACAGUAAGUUUCUCUCUCUCUCUCUCUCUCUAAUUGUUUUCCUUCGUAAUAAUUUCAGAUCAGACAUGAGCACAAAACCAUGCAGAACCACAACUUCCGACUCCUCUUCAUCCUCAACAAGCGUUCAUGUCACAGCACUAGAUGGCCUUGUUAACGUGAACUCACUCUUCACCAUAGCAGUCUUCGUGGGCAUAUCUCUAACCACACCAGGCCAACACAGCCUGGAGAAUAAAGGAGUCUGUGAUGCAGGUCCUGAUGUGGCCAAACGCUUAUUUUCCUUUGAAGUUGUCUCCUUCAGUUUCUUCCUUUUCUCAAGCUUGGUGGCUCAAGGGUUAAAGCUAACCAUCAUUCUACUAAACAGUAAAGAUGUGGAUGAGGCCUUUAGGGUUCAUAUCAAUCUGAAGGUGUUGAGACUUGGGAUGAUGGCUUCUGCUGCUGGGUCUGUGAUGGGUUGUGUGUUCUUGGUGUUGUCUAUGGUGAAUGCAAUAGAGAUCAGGUUGGGAUUGUUGUCUUGUGGUAGUGAAUAUGCUGUUGGUGCAGUAGCUGCUUUGGUUACGCUGGUAUUUUCUGGUAUUUUGGUGUAUGUUUCUACCGCUAUCUACUCUUUCAAAUACUAAAGCUGUGUUUGCUAUACA